GCUGUCAAGACUCAAGUGGCACUGGUGUGGCAAGCUUCGCAUUAUCACCUGGUUGCUUGGCUCAAGCGGAGGAGGCUGUUGAGGUCAGCCACGUUUAUCACCGAUGUAGUCAGCAGAGUCAUCAUUCUAUAUGGCAGAAGUUUCAGAAGGCAGAGACGUUGCGGAAAUUGAAGAGUCGAAAGGCCAAGAAGGAUACGAGUUGCUGUCCAAGCUUGGUGUUCCAGCAUCCUUGGGGGAGAGAAUGUUGUUACUGUCCCCAAAGCCUCAAGUUGAAGAAGAACUUCCGGAGGCAUUACGCGCUGAAGAGCAGAUGGAGUAUGACAAAACAAAGUAUGACUUCCGAAGCCACGUCGCGGCUCUCCUGCACUGGGCUGGGCCGAAGAUUGGCUUCGGAUGUUUUGGAAGUAGCAAUGAACUUGAGCUCUUUCAAGCCAAGGAGGAAGUCUUCAGCUCCUUCAAGUAUGAGAAACGCUCGAGGCAAUGCAUCCUGGACAGUUCAGAGUUCUUGGCGUGCUACGAGCUUCUGCUUAAAGAGGUGGUGUGUCCCAACUUGAAGACAAAGCUGAAGCAGGAUGGUCCUAUUGCUUUCUAUUGCCAAUUUCCUCCCACCCUACGCUUGCAGCCUGGACCCAGUGAGCGCCCUCGACGCCUUCACCGCGACGCAGAGUUUGGUCACCAGGCCAACACUUGGGCUUUCUCCAGCAUUCGCACCAACCACGCCAACUUGCGCUACGCCAACGCAGCUGGCGCUGGGUAUUCUGAACCCAGCGUGACAGAGAUGAACAGGCGUGAUGGUCCCACCAAAGCGGAGAUACUGAUGGGACGGCGACAACGUGGGUGCCUUUUCCGUGGGCAAAGCUGUGGCGUCACGCCAUUUGGUUUGGGGGUUGCGCUGUUUGCCUGCGUGGACUUCAUGGAAAAAGCGAUCGCCUAAGAGUUUGCGGCUGGCCACAAAGUCACGAUAUUCCAGUGAACACUGCGACUCCACGAUCAAGCAUUUCUUGUCCUCCGAGUUCAGCGAUGAAUUGCGUAGCAAGAUGUAGGCACGGAAUUCCUCCAUCCCAACCUUCAUUCCAAUCAACUCUUCAAGUUAAUGGUCAUGUCUGGCCAAGUAUGAUUCACGCAUCUCAUCUGGUCGCUGAGUUGCGCCAAAGAUUGCGCGAUCAAAACGGUCAAACUUGCCUUCCGGUCUUGAUUUCCCCCGAGCGCCGAGCGUUUUCACAAUGGCCAUCUCGCCUUUCAAGAUACUGACCUUCAAUACUUUGGGACCCAAUCCGGACACACGUUGAAAUGCUGAGCCUUCACACCGCAAAGCAAUCUUCAGCGGCUGUACAUGUUCUGUUGGCCAUAGUUGCGCCAAGGUUUCCACCUUUUUGGGCCACUCAGUCAAAUCAGCUUCACCCAGCUUAAAUCUGACUCCAAGGAAGAUGAUUUAGGCUCCCCACCACUAGCCAUCGUUUUCCUAAAGCUCCCAAGCUAUCCUCGGCCGCCCCUCCUCCUGCCAACACGCAGAGCUGUUCAAGCAGUGCGCACAGUGACCCACAAGCAGCACCACAUCUUGAGGAUGGGGAAGUCAAUUUCUGGAUGCCACUGACCAACUACGACCGCACCAAGACAACGCUUUGGGUUGAGUCAAAACCCAAUGCCAACGAUUUCCAUCCGCUGAGCUUGGAUGUUGGGAAGAUUGCCAUGUUCCAUGGCACAUUGGUGAGGCAUUAUGCUCCUCCAAAUUCCACAACCUUCCUGAGAGUGUCUAUGGACUUUCGAGUUGGAGUCGGAAGAUAUUUCGAUCCGGAUUGGAAAUUGGAAGGUUUGCAACACUAUCACGGUCGGCGCAAAAUCACUUUGUGAAAGACACGAUUGUCGAAGUCUUCAAGGAGUCCACUUGGCGAGUGUUCUGGUGCCCGCACUAAGCGUUCCACGAUUGCCGUACGCCUGAGAUCACGUUGCAAGUUCAAGAAUUGCUGGGCAACAUCGCGAGCGUGAAGGAUGACCACCGUGCAAGGUCUUCAAAUUCAUGUUCGAGUCUAGAGAACGCGGAGAGAGAGAGAGAGAGAAAGAAGGAAAGGCCCAGUGAGCUGGCAAAAGAUGCCAAUGACAUCCAAUGACAUUUUGUGGAGGAGAAAAGAGGCCUGCCAAGGGGCCCUAGCACCCUUGGCCGAAAUGUCCGGGUCACUGUCAAUCAUUGCAGGCCUGAAAUAAAGAGGCGUCAUGGAUUCUCAGUCAUCUUCAUUUGGAGUUUGACAUGCGAGAUUCAUGGAGAGAAUCUUGCAUAAAUUUUUGUUUGGUGUGGCUCAGAUUGUAGGGCAUGAAAAUGGCAGCACUUUUUGCACGAC
Durusdinium trenchii is the source of this 2336-nucleotide messenger RNA. The record is from the annotation of a GenBank genome assembly. Lineage: Eukaryota; Dinophyceae; Suessiales; Symbiodiniaceae.